CUCUAAGUCCAGGAGCAGCGACCAUCCAGGGUCUCUACUGGGGAUAUAGGUUUGGAAGGGAUUGCAGUGUCCAGGGAAGAGUGGAAUGAAUCACAAAAGCCAUGGAGCAGAUGAAGUGUGAGCUCAGAAAUAUGCCCAAGGUAAGUUAGGAGGCCAGUUUGAAAGAGAUCUCAGGAGUCGCACCCUGCCUAGGGAGAGGUGGCAGGUUAUUAGAGAGAUCACCCCCAAGGCGGAAGGGGCACGCGGAGAGCCCCUAGGGGCGCCGGAAGGGGCGCGCGGGGCGGUUGGCAGCGGCCGGGGCCGGCGGCCGUUGGCUAACUGGCCUACCAAGCUAGCUCUGGCUUCUUGCCGGGCUGCGGCCACAAUGACAAAGGAUUCACCCACCCCCUUGGGUGGUGGCCGCUCGUCGCCCAAGAAGCCAGGAAGCCCCGGCCCAGCGGCAGCAGUGCUGGAAGAGCAGAGGCGAGAGCUAGAGAAACUGCGGGCAGAGCUGGAGACAGAGCGUGCGCGCGGCCGGGCGGAACGGCGGCGUUUCGCGACCCAGGCGCGCCAGCUGCGGGAGUCGGCCGAGCAGGAGCGGCAGCAGCUGGCUGACCAUCUGCGCUCCAAGUGGGAGGCACGACGCCUCCGGGAGCUGCGGCAGCUGCAGGAGGAGGUGCAGCGCGAGCGUGAGGCUGAGAUCCGGCAGCUGCUGCGCUGGAAGGAGGCAGAGCUUCGGCAGCUGCAGCAGCUGCUACACCAGGAGCGCGAUGGUGUAGUGCGCCAGGCUCGGGAGCUACAGCGCCAGCUGGCCCAGGAGCUGGUGAACCGCGGUUACUGCGGCCGCUCGGGGGCGUCCGAAGCCCCCGCUGCUCAAUGCCGCUGUCGCUUGCAGGAAGUGCUGGCGCUGCUGCGCUGGGAGACCGACGGCGAGCAAGCCGCGCGCAUCCGCCACCUGCAGGCGGCGCUGAACUCGGAGCGCCAGCUCUUUCUUAAAUACAUCCUAGAGCACUUCCGCUGGCAGCCCGCUUUACCGGAACCCGCGGACCCCCAAGCCGCGCAUUCCUUGGAAGAGCCACCCCUAAAAGCCCAGAGCAACACUUAUGACACCCCAAAGCCUGCUCGUCGACUCGGAUCCCUCGAAAGCCUGAGCACUGGCGUCCGGGUUAGCUCUCCAAACGAACUGCUGCCCGCGCGCUCCAGCUCCCUCGAAUCCUUGACAAGAGCACAUUCCUGUCCACUGAGUUGUCCCCGGGCUUCCGAAUCCGAGGUAGGGGGCUCUUCGACCAGUGCCCCCAUCCCAGGCACCCCCAGUUCCCAUCCGCCGCCUCAGCUACCAUCAAUACAUAGAAAAACUAGUGAGCUGCAGGAAGAAAGCUCCGAGAACAAGCCCUGCGAAGCCCUGACCCCCUCGCCACAGGGUCAGGACUACCACGAACUGGUGAGGCAGAACUCGGAGUUGGCCGAGGCAUUGCAGGUACUUGUUCGCCGCUGCUGUGGCCUGCGCGAAGAGAAUUUGCAGCUGCGGCGUUCGGGCUUCUCCGAUGAGACCGAUGAGAAAGUGAAGUGGCUGAAGGUGAAGCACGCAGAGCUGACCGGUCUUGCUCAGCGCCUUGAAGACAGGGUCCGCAAGCUGCUGGAGUCCAACCUUCUGGCCGUGAGCGCUCCUGUGCCGGGUGAAAGCCUCGAGGGACUUAAUCUGGGCCAAGUGUUUACCCGUCAGUGCACUCAGGAUCUGUCAGAACAGGCUGGCGCGCUGCAAGCCAAGGAUCUGCAGAUCGAAGCACUUAGGCGGGAGUGCCACCUGCUGCAGGCGUACAUCGCCACGGACUUCGGCAGUUCCCCGCUUCCUGGAGAGGGCGCCACCUGCGCGCAAUGGUGCAGCAUCAAUGACUUGGACCGGCUGCAGCGUGAGUCUCAGCGGGAAGUGUUGCGCCUGCAAAGACAGUUGACUCUACAUCAGAGUAAAGCCGGAGCCCGGGCUGAAGCAGGAAGCCUCAGCUCACCCUCCGAGACAGCGCAACACCAAGUGCAGGCUCUGGAGAGGGAACUGGGUGCACAGCGGCGGGAAUGCAAGGAGCUGAGCGCUCAGGCAGCCGCCGCAGAGCGGCGAUAUGAGGAAGCAGAGGCACAACUGCAAGCUGCGCUGCAUAAGGGCGCCAGGCUGUCAGAGGAGAACGCGCAGCUGCAGGCCCUGGCCAACUGGGUGAAGAAGAUAGCAGAUGAGAACAUCAAUGUUCCCCAGCAGCAAAGCCACGCGAGGCAGAGGCAGGAACUCGAAGAUACUGGCCUGCUGGCUGAGCAGCUGCUGCAACAAGCGGGAUGUGUGCAAGACAGGUGGCAGCAGCUGCAGUACUACCAAAAUAAAACCCCGAGUGACCUCCAGGCUUCUGGGAGAGAGAUGCAGGACUUGCAGUGUCAGCCUGACCACCCCCCGGAGACAUUGGAGACCACCCAAGCUUCAGAGUCCCAAGCCAGGGGUAGCAGGAAGCCCAAAAUCAAGCCAAAGUUUGAAGAACAUGCAUUGCCACUGCCUACCAGGGACAUACAACCUCCCAUUUCUCUCUCCCAGCAGAACUCAGUUACCCUUGAGGAGCCAGCUGGUAUCCCCCAAGUAUCAGACAAAAAUCCUACCAGUCAACCACUGGACUCCAGGUCCCAAGCCAAGAAAACCAGUUCACACUCAAAUUCCUCCUCUGAGGUGGAGUCCAUGUGGGCUACAGUGCCAUCCUGCCUUUCUCUGGACAUGGACACAGCAAGUGAAGUAGAUGAUUUAGAACCAGACAGUGUGUCCACUCCCCUGGAAACAAGGAGCUUUGAGGCUCCUACCACUCCCAAGCUCAAGAUCUUCUUGGCUAAAUAUAGCUACAGUCCACUUGAAGGGUCUAACAAGCAUUCUCAAGGCCAGCUCCCUCUCACAGCCGGGGAUUAUGUAUAUGUCUUUGGGGACAUGGAUGAGGAUGGUUUCUAUGAAGGGGAGCUUGUGAACGGGCAGCGAGGGCUAGUGUCCUCCAACUUAGUGGAGCAGAUUUCAGGAAGCCCUACCCUGAACCACCUAUUCCCCGAGUCCCCUGAAGUUGGUCCCACUGCACUUCCAGCUGAGCAUAGCAAAGCCUUGAAGAAAGACAGCUUAUUACUUGGGGAAGUUCAGGGAGCAGUGGAGAGAGUCCUAUGCCAGGUGGUAAGGGCAGACUCUAAGACAGAUAAGGCAGUAGAGGUUUUAGAAACCGAGACAGAAGGCUGCUGGCUGGGCAUGAAACCAAGCAUGGAGGAGCGGAGUUUCUCCAGACCCCUUCUGGAGGCUAAAGGGGUGUUCUGUCUGGCCCCCAUGCAACUGCAGCUGCAGAAUGUCACAGCUACCUCUGCCACGAUUACGUGGGCCUCUGGCAGCAAUAGAUACCCCCAUGUGGUAUACCUGGAAGAUGAAGAGCAUACCCUAACUCCCUCAGGUGUGAGCUGCUACACCUUCCAAGGCCUAUGUCCUGGCACGCGGUACCGGGUGAGGGUGGGGGUGCAGCUCCCUAGGGACCUGCUGCAGGUGCUAUGGGAAACAAUGUCCUCCACUGUCACAUUUGAUACACCUUUAGCGGGACCCCCUGACCCUCCUCUGGAUGUGCUGGUGGAACACCAUGCCUCUCCAGGUUUCCUGGUGGUCAGUUGGCUCCCUGUGACCAUUGACUCGGCGGGGUCCUCCAAUGGAGUGCAGGUCACUGGCUAUGCUGUGUAUGUGGAUGGGUUUAAGGUGAUGGAAGUUGCUGAUCCCACCGCUGGAAACACCCUGCUGGAAUUUUCCCAGCUUCAGGUUCCCCUAGCAUGCCAGAAGGUUUCAGUGAGAACCAUGUCACUCUACGGUGAGUCCCUGGAUUCCGUGCCAGCCCAGAUUCCUGAGGACUGUUUCUCUUGUUCCCUAUUCCUAGAGACUCCUCCCUUCAGCUACACAGAUGGUGACCCUUCUGCCUGCAGAGCUGCUUUCUCUGUUUGUCAUAAGAAGCUGGUACAAGCUUCUCUGAGUACCAAGCCCAGCUGCCAUAGCCCCAGAAGCUGUGAGGAUCCUCAGGAUGAGUUUCUAGAAGCAUUCUCUGAAGAACCUCCAAGGAAGCAUUCACCAGUAUCCAACUUGAGCUCAGAAGGGCAUUCACCAGUAUCCAACUUGAGCUCAGAAGGGGCAGACAACCAAGUCCAGGGGCCCACAGAGGCCCGGAAGGACUAUGAGAAGGGCCUAUCUUUUCAGGAGAGUCCCAAGAACCACAAGCCACUUCUGCUCUUUGGCAAGUCUGGGCUGGAAGAUGGCCACUUCCCACACAUGUGCAUCAGUGGAAGUCCUGCUCCAGGAUUCACCCAUCUCUCCCCAGAGACUGGACCCAGGAAAGUACCGUGUCAGAAGCCUGGCCUUGAGAAAGCCCUUCUUCAAAAGCAGUAUGCACAGAUGCUCCCACCUCACCAGCAAGGCUCCAGCCAAUGCCUGGCAACUGACUGGAAUCACGUUUUGGAGGAUACGGAGGCUGUGUGUUUGGAUUCUGAGUGCACAGAGAAGCUAGGGCAAAGAAAGAACACUUUCCAAAGUGGACAAAGGCAGGAGACUCCAAUGCCAACCAACAAAGUCAUUAAGAUGGCAAGUGGUGGCCCUGAGACAGAAGCUAAUGGUCCAGUCAGGGUCUUUGUGGCCCUCUUUGACCAUAGCCCCCCGGUGAUGUCUGUCAACUCCAAGGAUUCAGAGGAGGAACUGGUAUUCCGGAAAGGGCAGUUGCUGAGAGUGUGGGGUUCACGGGAUCCUCAUGGCUUCUACCAUGGAGAGUGCAAUGGACAAGUGGGCAAAAUCCCUGGACAUCUGGUAGUUGAGGUAGAGGUGGGCACAAGGCAGACUAACGAGAGGUGGCUUUUGCCAGCCCAAGGGCAUCUGCGUUCUGAGACUCAGCAUGAAGACUUGGAGGGUCUAACCAACUUCCAGGGAUCUUUCAUGCCUCAAGGGACUCCCAGAAUACCCACUCUGUGGACCCCAAAGACAAUGGUUGCAGCUCUGGACUAUAACCCCAGGGAUGGGAGAGCAGGGGUCCGGGCAAAGGGUAAGCUGGUGCUGAGGGCUGGAGAUGUGGUCACAGUUUAUGGGCCUGUGGAUGAUAAGGGCUUCUACUAUGGUGAGUAUGGUGGACACAGGGGCCUGGUCCCAGCCCAUCUGCUGGAUGACUUACCUGUCUAUGGAGAGUAAGCAGGACUCCUUUGUAGGGCAGUAGCCUGUGGCUGCCUACACCCCUUGGAAGGUGAAGCAAGCACGUGCGCCUUCACACAACACCCCUCCUUGCCAGCCACCUUAAGCAACACUGGCUCCAGGCGACAUCACCUGAAACUGAGGACAGUCCUCAGAUAGCCUUCUGGUGUCCAACAGAGGCAGGACAUAAAUCUGAAUUCUUUCCAAAAGAAAACCCCUGAGAGUUUGUUAUGAAUAACCAUGACAGGUACCAGAAAUGCCUUUUUCUGUGAUCAGUAUGUUUUCUUUAACAGGUUAACGUUAUCCAUCCAUUGCCUUGUACGAAAGUCUCAAGAAAAGUUGCAUCUUAAAAUGAAAAAGCAAACAGAAUGCUAUUUUUCUAUUUUAUGUUCAACCCUCAUUAAAAUGUUCAUAGA
Messenger RNA from Microtus ochrogaster (prairie vole), 5601 nucleotides. Its product is annotated as RIMS-binding protein 3-like. Gene Ontology annotation, biological process: fertilization; spermatid development. NCBI's taxonomy places the organism in Eukaryota, Metazoa, Chordata, Mammalia, Rodentia, Cricetidae. The record is from RefSeq and is a predicted model, not a curated record. The coding region runs from base 365 to 5185 and encodes 1606 amino acids. Gene Ontology annotation, molecular function: benzodiazepine receptor binding. The transcript has 2 exons. Gene Ontology annotation, cellular component: nucleus; manchette.